AUGUCAGGCGGAGCGACGCGCCGAUCGACGGACCCCUCCUCAGUCGCAUCAUAUGCAAUAACGGCUCAACAUUUGGACGAUGAUGCUAGGGCGUCCCCUGUAGGCGACGCGCGCCGCCCUCGCCUGAGCGACGUGAGAAGUGGACGAAGGCUACCUGCCCAAGGACGGGACAGGCUAAAGAAGCAAGUCCGACCACAACUACGAUUACGGUGUGGGACCCUCAACAUCGGCACCAUGACCGGAAGAAGCCGCGAGUUGGCCGACGCACUCAAGACCCGUCGUGUCGACAUCGCCUGUAUUCAAGAGACGAAAUGGAAAGGAUCAAAAGCCAGAGACAUCGGCGAAGGCUUCAAACUGUAUUACAACGGCGCACAAGCACAAAACGGCGUGGGAAUCGUGAUCUGCCAGAAGCUACAAGACAACGUCAUAGAAGUCAGCCGAGUCUCAGACCGCCUCAUGUCACUCAAGAUUGACACUGGCUCAGCCGUGCUCCGAGUUGUAUCGUGCUACGCGCCCCAAACCAAUUGCCCCGACGACGAGAAAGACCGAUUCUGGGAAAGCCUCGACGCCCACCUACGAUCAUUUGCCCCCGAAGAACACAUAGCUGUCGGUGGCGACCUCAACGGCCACGUGGGUCAAGAGCGAACCGGAUACGAACGGGUCCAUGGGGGCCAAGGACGAGGAGCCCGUAACGACGAUGGCACACGAGCGCUGGACUGCGCAGAGGCCCAUGAUUUCGCCAUAGUCAACACUUUCUUCAAAAGAAGCAAAUGCAUCAGAUAACAUACUCCAGCGCCGGCGCGAGACACCCAGAUCGACUACUGGCUCUUUCGGAGGUGUCACUUCAACUUGGUCCGUGACGUAAAAGUGAUCCCAUCAACAAACGUCGCCCCCCAACACCGGCUGCUAGUCAUGGACCUACACCUAGCCCUUGGCCAGCGUCGAAUGGUACGAACAACAACCGCCGAAAAGAUCAAAUGGUGGAGACUCGGCGAGUGGAAGCAAGAGCUUACAAAAGAGCUCGCCCGCAUGGACGUGGACCCUGACCAGCCAGUAGCGGACACCUGGGAUGCCAUCUCCAGCCAGAUCUCCGGCUGCGUCCGCAACCCUUGGACGGACGAAACCGGAAGAAAAUUCAUCGAUAAACAAACAUGGUGGUGGAACGAAGAAGUGCAAGAACCCAUCAAAGCGAAGAAGAAAGCCCUGAAGAAGUGGCUCCAGUCCAGAGACGAUGAAGACUACCAACAAUACAGAACAUCCAAGUUGAUGGCGAAGAUGCCGACCCGUCUCUGGCCCCGUCCCGCCAAUUACCAUCGCAGAAGUCACAACUGCUGUCAAGAAGAUGAAGAACGGAAGGCGACCGGACCUGAUGACAUUCCUGCUGAAGUGUGGAAGCUGCUUGGGCAACGUGGAGCCGCGACGCUAUGCGAUCUCUUCAACCAAAUCGUCAGAGGAGGCGAAGUCCCCAAGGCCUGGACCACCAGCAUAACAGUGCCCAUUUGGAAAGGCAAAGGCGACGUGGCCGAGUGCUCCAACUAUCGCCCAAUCCGCCUCCUAUGCCACACAAUGAAGAUAUUCGAGCGGAUCUUGGACGCCCGCCUCCGCCAUAUCGUCACCAUCACGCCAAAUCAAUGCGGCUUUGUCAAAGGCUGUGGAACAACCGAUGCAAUCCAUGCCGCCCGCCUUCUACUGGAGAAACAUCGAGAAAAGAACAAAGGUGUCCAUAUGGCCUUCCUGGACCUGGAGAAAGCGUUUGAUAGAGUGCCUCAUGACCUCAUCUGGCAUGCGUUACGAGCGCACGGUGUACCAGAAGCAUACGUCAACUGGGUCAAGCUCCUGUACCGCAACGUCACCAGCAUGGUCAGGUGCCCAGUGGGAACAUCACCGCCCUUCGCCAUCAAUGUGGGCGUGCACCAGGGAUCAGCGCUAUCGCCGCUCCUGUUCAUUUUGUGUAUGGACACAGCAACGGCGGACCUCCAGACCCCCCACCCAUGGACGCUGCUGUAUGCGGACGACGUCUUCCUCUCGGACGAGACACGCGAAGCCCUACAGCAACAGGCCCAACGGUGGAAGGACCGGUUAGACACCAACGGCAUGAAGUUGAAUAUUAAAAAGACCGAAUACAUGGAAUGUGGCCUGCAAACCGAUGGUACCAUCAAGAUCGGGGAGGAAGACCUGAAGAAGACUACCGAAUUCAAGUACCUUGGCGCUGUCAUCAGCCACGACGGUGACCUGUCACCCGACGUCCGCGCAAGAAUCAACGCCGCAUGGGCCAAGUGGCGCCAAGUCACUGGCGUGCUCUGCGACCGCCGCAUGCCGGACAGCCUGAAGUCAAAAAUCUACAAAUCAGUGGUCCGCCCAGUUGCCCUAUAUGGAUCAGAGUGCUGGCCAGCCUCUGCGAAGCACGAACAAGCCCUAAGCACCAUGGAGAUGCGUAUGCUUCGCUGGAGCCUGGGCCUAACAAGAUGGGACUGUAUCAUGAACGCCGACAUCCGAAGGCGAAUGGGCAUAGCGCCAAUUGUAGAAAAGAUGCGAGAGGCAAGGCUGCGGUGGUACGGGCAUGUCACCCGAAGUGACCAGAACUCGGUGGCGCGAACGGCAAUGCGGCUCAACCCCGCAGGACGACGACCACGAGGAAGACCAAAGAAGCGGUGGAUGGACCGGAUCAGCGAAGACAUGAAAAUCGCCAAUGUCACCCCAGAAGACGCUUUAGACCGAGCCAAAUGGAGACGAUGUUGCAAGAGAGCGGACCCUGCGAUCAAGCGGGACAUAACGCCAGGAUGA
Messenger RNA from Polypterus senegalus (gray bichir), 2784 nucleotides. RefSeq lists its product as uncharacterized. The transcript is spliced from 2 exons. The record is from RefSeq and is a predicted model, not a curated record. Gene Ontology annotation, molecular function: catalytic activity. NCBI's taxonomy places the organism in Eukaryota, Metazoa, Chordata, Cladistia, Polypteriformes, Polypteridae. Gene Ontology annotation, biological process: regulation of DNA-templated transcription.